Molecule: messenger RNA, 1944 nt
Organism: Rhizophagus irregularis DAOM 181602=DAOM 197198
Lineage: Eukaryota; Fungi; Glomeromycota; Glomeromycetes; Glomerales; Glomeraceae
Source: RefSeq, a predicted model, not a curated record
AUUGAUCAUUGAAACAAUAAAUCGGUCAAUAGCAGAGGUUACCGUCAUACGCCGAAGAGGCGUCAGUUAUAAAUAUGCAGUCAAUCUGUUAAUGAGCAUAUUAAAUGUCUAAAAUUUUUGAUCAUUUAACAUAGCGAAACAGUAGAUCGGUCAAUAAUUAAAUGUCUAAAAUUAUUGAUGCAUUUAACAAAGCGUAUAUUUUAACAGAUUACAAUAUUCAUAAAAAUCUUGACGAAAGAUACGAAUUUAGGAAAAAAACCAUAAGUGAAGAUGAAUCUCUUAAUCCAGAUGAAAAAAAAGAGGCAAUAAGAAUAUUAAGUAAACGUUAUGACUAUGAUAAAAUUAUAUCUAAUGAAGGAAUAAAAAGAAUUUGUGAUAACUGUAAAAAAGAACGUUUAGCGCUUUCAUAUUGUGAGCAUUGCGUUCGGAAUUAUUUAAAAAAAAAAUUUUCUGAUUGGACAUCAAAUAACAAUAAAAUUGAUAAUUUGAUAAAGAAAUGUCAGAUGCAAACCAUUGGUCCAAAUAAAAUAAUUGAGUGGAUUCCAUACAGUGAUUUUCAGGAUAUUAAAUAUUUCACUAAAGGAGGAUUCUCUAAUAUAUAUUUAGCAAAAUGGAUUAAUGGACAUUUUAUAGAAUGGAACUCUGAUGAAAAACGGUUAAAACGAAAUGGAAUGGAGAGUGUAAUUCUUAAAGAUUUAGAAAGUGUAGAAAGUGCUAAGAGAAGUUGGUUUGAAGAGGCAAAGUCGCACUUAACUAUUAGUAAUAAAUGGGCGGGUAUCAUUCAAUGUUAUGGCUUAACUCAAAAUCCUUCAAACGGAAAUUAUAUGCUUGUAGUAAGUCAAAUGGACAUAGAUUUAAGAAGUUAUUUACUACAAAAUCGUAACCUUACAUGGAAGGAAAGAAUUAAAAUUAUUGUUGAUAUAAUUGACGCUCUUUUAAGAAUUCAUAAAGAAAAUGCAAUCCAUAGAGAUUUGCAUUCAGGAAAUAUAUUACAUUUACGAAGUUAUAAUUGUUGGUAUAUUAGUGAUCUUGGAUUUUGUGGACCCGCUGAUAAACCAUUAGGAAGUAUAUAUGGAAAUCUUCCCUAUAUAGCACCAGAAGUUAUAGCUGGUAGAGGAUAUACCGAAAAAUCUGAUAUUUAUAGUGUUGCAAUGCUAAUGUGGGAAAUUUCGUCUGGACAACCACCAUUUAUUAAUUAUGAACAUAAUUAUGAUCUUGCAAUGGAUAUUGUUGCUGGUAAAAGACCAAAGAUUGUGUCAGGAACCCCAUUACAAUAUAAAGAACUAAUGGAACGAUGUUGGAAUGCAAAUCCAAAAGAAAGACCUAAUAUUGAUAUUCUUUGGAGCGAAAUGAUGAAGAUUAAUAAAUCAUAUCAUCAAAAUAAUAUUGAUCAUUCAGAUAAUUCGCACUUAAGUGUAAAUUAUAAUAUAAAUUCUAUUUCUACGAAUCUAUCUUGUAGUAAAAUUUUUAGUUUUAAUAAUUUACCCGAGCCAAGAAAUGCUACUAAAGAUGAACUAGAAGGAUAUCAUAGUAUACAAAAUGAUUUAGGAAUUCCAAAUACUAACGGUAUUAUGUACAAUAAUAAGAUCGAACAGAAUGAUGAAAAUGAACCGGAGGAUUCAGCUUUGAAAUGAAUUAAAUGAUGAAGGUAUUUACUUUUUUCAAAUUACUAAUAAAGUUGAAAAUAUUAUUAAUAAAUUUAUGACACAAUGGUUUAUUUCAAAAGAUUGGAAUUAUUGAAGGUAAUUAGUUAAAAUUUAAUCAUUUUAACUAAUAAUAAAGUAACUGUCUCAUAAUUGUAUUGCAUAAGUUAAUCAAUAUGGACUUAAAAAGUAAUUUAAUAUGCUUUAUUAUAAUCAACUAACUACAAAAGUAGUAUCUUUAAUUUUAUAAUUAAUAUCAAAAGUAAUUAGUAUUUUUAUUUUUAUUAUAAUUAAUUUAACU